UCAUGGGCGGUAGUAGUGGCUGGUCCAGACUUGACGUGGAGAUUGUGCUAGCGUCCUUGAUUUGGGGAGGUUUCAAACAAGAUUCGGCUCAUUCGACCCUCACUUGAUAUCUGUGUUUUAGAGUAUUCUAUUUUUCCCACUUCCCCAAGAACUCCGUUCCCUAGUUCCAGAUUCGCAGUUUUUCGUGGUACUGUAUCUGUAGCCUUAAUAUCCCAUUCCUACUUUCCUCUCUCCAUGUAACACUGUGUCCUGUCCUGGGCUUUACCGCUGGUAUCUUUGUGUGGGAGAGCAAGAGCAGGAAACGUCAGAGACGCAGUCCUCAGUCCUCCAGGAUGAAUAGGAGCCCUAGCUGGUCUGAUCAACUGCAUGCAGUUCUCAAUUCAACUGAUGAAAAUAUGGCCCGGAUUAAGCAGAAUUUGUAUCCUCUUCGAGUUUCCUCUACAGGGGACCUGGCUGACACCUGGAUUUCCCCUCAUCAUUUGCCUCCACAGCCAGGGGCCCAAGCUCAUCAGCCUUGGCCUCUAAAGACUCCGGUUCUUGGAGAGAGACUGAGCUGCACUGAAUCUCACAGCUCAUCUCUCUGGAAUGAAAUUACUAAGCUCCGAUCCCAGCUUCAGGCUCAGGCUCAGGUGACUGCGGCGCUAAGGGGUGCUGUGCAGAGCCUGUUGAAGGAUCGGGAGCAGCAGAUGAAGAAGAUCAGUGCUCUGGAAGCAUCACUAAAAUUGCUUCAGGAGGGCCCAAAAGGGAGAGCCCUUCUGGAGCAACGCCUGGAAGGGUUGAGAAAGGAACUGCAGGGCCUUCGGAACCAGGUUCAAGAGCUAGUCCAAACCCAAACGAGAACAAGACCAGGGAAGUUCAGUAGUACCAAUGGCUUUCACCAAGAGCUGCGGACUGAGCACCAGCUUUUGUGGGAAGAGUCAGAGAUUCUUCGGGAGGAACUGAAGUUGCUUCGAGACCAGCUGAGCCAACAUCAGGAGUUGCUGCUGGAACAGAUAGCUGAAGGGCGCCAGGUUCAAGCCCGCAGCUGGAAGACGUUGGAACACCUACAGAGUGAACAGAAGGGCAAGUUUCAGACCCUGGAGGUUACCAGGACAGAGGCCCCUGAUGCCCAGAAGGAGGAGCCCUACUUCCUCAGGACGUCUGUUCAUGCCUGGCAAUCUAAGCUGCCUAUGGCCAACAUCUUCGCCAUGUCUCUUUCUUCAUCUAGCUCUGAAGUCAGUCUUCCAGACUGUGACCGUAGCUGGGAACUUUUAAAGAAACUAGACAGGGAACUCCAGAACUCCUUUUCUAACCCGGAACCCAGCAGCUCUCAGUCCCAUGCCCAGAGUCUUGGGCAAGAGGAUCUGUUCUUUCAAGGCCCCAAGAUCUUCCAGAGUGAGCUGUAAGGACUUGUGAGAAGAAUGAGAUGAAUCCAUCAAGGCAGUCUUCUCAUCCCCUCCGGUAUGUGCCCUCUUUACUGGGGCGCCUCACUGUCCAGCCAUUGCUGCUCCCCAGCUAAUUUCAAAUAAAGUGGGUCACUCUC
Molecule: messenger RNA, 1522 nt
Organism: Peromyscus maniculatus bairdii (prairie deer mouse)
Lineage: Eukaryota; Metazoa; Chordata; Mammalia; Rodentia; Cricetidae
Gene: Ccdc163
Product: CCDC163 homolog
Source: RefSeq, a predicted model, not a curated record